AGAUUGCAUAGCGUAUCUGUACACAGCCUUGAUAAGCGAUUUGCGAUUCUUGCCACGGUCUUCCCUUAAACUAUUUGUAUAAGCCUUUCACCCGCGCUGGCUGCGCAUUAAUUUACAAUAUAUAGUGAUCUACGUAAGGCAUUUAACGCCAGCGUGGUGUAAAGAGUAACCAUUGCUUCAACGUGGCUUGCAUUGCCGCCGCCUAUAUAAGUGCGUACUCAAAGCCUCAUCCUUGCAAGUAGUAAAGAACUAUGCGGAAUAUACGACACUGCUCGCUGGGUUAUAGAGCCUCAUGCGCAUGGCCUGCGCUGCGGACUACCCGAGUAGCAUGGCUGUUGCAGCCAUCCACGUGGCUUUCUCCCCAUGUGUGCUUGCCAACGCCACGGCAACCCCUCCACACCAGCUCAACCCCCAAUACCCAGCGUAGCACCUGCCAGUACUGCUCCCACCAGAGUAAUACCAUCACCAGCACCACCGCCGCCGCAAGCAGCAGCAGCAGCCCUAGCACUAGCCCCCAGCCAUCUAGCCCCUCGCCACCGACUUCACCACCGCCACACCCCGCCUCCUCCCCCUUCUCCUCCCCACUAUCCCCCUCGGCCUCCUCCCCACCAUCACCGCCAACAGCACCAUCCCAGCCGCCAGUGUCACCCCAGCUGCCGCUAUGCCGGCGCCCUGCCGUACACAUCGCUCCCCUGCGGGAGGUGCUGAGGUGGAAGCAGGCGAUGGCGGGCCGCAUUGAGCAGCUGGGGGACGCAUGGGAGCAGCUGGACGGGGGGCCGGACAGGGCGGGCCUUAUGCGGGAGCUAGACUGGGUGCUCGACGACCUGAUUGAGGCCUACCGCCCGCACCCGUCCGCCCCCUGGGAGCCCACCUCCUGGCGCUGUCUGGAGCCGAG
Molecule: messenger RNA, 895 nt
Organism: Astrephomene gubernaculifera
Lineage: Eukaryota; Viridiplantae; Chlorophyta; Chlorophyceae; Chlamydomonadales; Astrephomenaceae
Source: the annotation of a GenBank genome assembly